This is a messenger RNA of Diaporthe amygdali, 3987 nucleotides long. RefSeq lists its product as uncharacterized. The record is from RefSeq and is a predicted model, not a curated record. Bases 1 to 3987 code for a protein of 1328 amino acids. The transcript has 10 exons. Lineage: Eukaryota; Fungi; Ascomycota; Sordariomycetes; Diaporthales; Diaporthaceae.
AUGCCCGCAGUCCCUUCAGAUGACCCACAGGCACCGCAUGUCUGUCGACUCUGGCGCUGCUUCCUGUGCCUCGACCGUCUUCCAUAUGAGGCCUUCGCAGUGCGUCCACAAUGGAGGAACGAACUGAUCUCUCUAUUUCCCUGCACUGCCUCUGAUGGCUCUAUCCGCGCGCUAUUGGAAUCAACCGACGUCGACUCAGUCUGGAAUGAGCCGCACAAGCCGCGAUGGGCAACCGACGCACUCGGAUUUCAGCACCUGGUCCGCUUUUGCGACUAUGCAUUAGAUCGAGCGAAGUACUGCGCCCAGACUGACCCAGAUCGGGUCAUGUUCUAUGCUCAUAGGUGCUGCUGGAAGGUUGCGAACGCCCCUGUUCUGAAUGACCCGCUGGUCUUGCUUCGGUUCGCAUUUCAAACGCGGCCAUUUGAGAAUUGGCCCAUCUAUGAUCAGUCGCAGGAGUUCCAUACCCAAGAUGACCCAUCAACAAAGCCACCGCCACCUUCGUUUGACCUGGGCACCAAUGAUUUGCUGCCCUUUGACGGCCGCCUCUUCGAUGGCACUACCGAACUUGGAAGGCUCGUCUCGAAGCUUAGCAAGAUGCCUUUGGAAAUACAGUUCCAAGUCACGAAGCGGCUGGACCUAACAAUUUUUCUGUCUCUGUUGAAGACAAAAACCCUCGUUACUCAACUCCUGCCUCAAAUCAAUGAGUCGACCACAAUGAAGCCGGAGACUCGCACCCUCGAUAACGAUGGGAGCUUGAACAGUAUUCAUGUGCGCUACAGAAAUAUUAUGGGAACGUCCUACCUAGCGGCGAUUGGCUUCAAAGAUGAUGGUGGAGCAGCAUCGUCAAUUUCAGUCGCCGACCAUGACGUCCGGGGUGUGCCAUUUUCUCUGGGGAGAUUUGGGCUGAGAGGAAUUCGUGUCCUAUAUGAGGAUGAUAACUGCUCACCGUGGCUUGGCGAGUCUUCUUCCUCCUGGAUAGGCGUUGCUUGCGGCCGCGAUCUUUCCCGGCUCCGAGUCGUCGCGGAUGCCCUGCGAAUUGUUCGGCUUGAUUUCUUGGAGAACUUGAACAUUUUACCAGAAAGGUCCCCACUGAUGUGGUACGGACACUUCUCCCCUUCUGAGAAACUGGUCAAACGUCUGUUCCCACCGCCAUAUGAACGCGGACAGAAAUGGGUCCGCCAGCUUGACUACUACCCUGGAUGGAGACAGUGCCAGUAUUUGGCCCUCAGUACAGCAUCUGGAUAUACGUCUGGUCUAACGGUGUACCUGAGCUGCACCUUACAGCACUUGACUGCCAUCAUAUCCCACGGUCAUUCACAUCUUGCACUUGGUAGCCCCAAGGGAGUCCCAAUUCACCUUUUCUUGAAUAGGGGAGAGCAUUUGACGUCCGCAUGGCUGCAUCAUCGUUGCAAGCCUCAGCCGCGAGGCUACGAUACCCCCUGCCGUUGGAUACGCAUAAGCGAUGACCGUCCAGCAAGGGUCGAUGGGAUAUUCAUAGACGCAAAUGAUUAUCUGAUACGAGCCAAAGAGAUCAAUACGAUCGGAGUUGCCCAGAACAAUCAGUUCUCUCAAGUUGAGGGUGCAGUAGACGUGCCCGGUCCAACGUAUCUGGAGAUACCACCAUCAACGACAGCGUUACCGGAAACGCCGUUCUCUCUCUGUCCCCAGACCUCUGGAUUCUUCCAUUCCACAGCGUCUUUAACAAAUAUCCGCGAAGUACGAGUGCGCAAGCAUAAUGGUCGAUGCCUGGGGAUGCAUCUCUCGUACGAAGAUUCGACUGUUGAGACUCUGGGGCAAUGGGACCCAACAGAUAGAGACUCGAUUCUGAAGAUAUACGACGCCAUCGAUGGGGUUCUCAUCAGACUAAUCUUCCAUACAAGACUGGAGAACAAUUGCCUUCGGAAGCCGCAGAUAGAGCUUGUUUCUGUUGAGGUCACUGCCAACUCGUGGCAGCCUCAGCUGCCAGGAGAGGCUACCAGUGAUCACGCAAAUAACUGCGACUAUGAGUCAGUCGCCUUUUGUGGCAGCUGUGGGAGUUCAAAAUGUUGCGACAGCACGCUUCGGCGCAAAAGUAUGGUUAAAGAACUCACUUGUUCUCAAGGUGGCCAGCGUAUUGUGUGGUGGUCAGGGGACCAGUAUGAAGCUGUCAGUCUGGACGACGGCCUGCCGCAAGUCAAAGUCAGGCCGGCAUCGAAAGUCAUGGUCAACUGGUCUCCAAUUCGCUUAUCAGGCAAAGACUCUUGCAAGUCUCCUUUUGUAGUUCUUCAGAAAAUGGCUACGCCUGGCUUCGGGUUCUCCUUCGGCGACUUCAUCUCAGGAGUGUCUCUGGUCAGGAAACUGAUACGGGCCUUGAAUGACUCGGCUGGUGGCCGCGCAGCCUACCGUCGGCUGAUUUCAGAACUAUUGAAUUUGGACGAAGCCCUCACGGGCAUCAGUAAUCUGGAGCUUGAACCGGCACAAUCAGCCGAGAAGGUCGCAUUGGAACAGGUUGCAUCGCAAUGCCAGCUCAGCAUCGAGACCUUCCUCGACAAAAAUGCCAAAUUCAAGGACACUUUGGGGACAAUUUUCGGACAGCCUUCAACAGCACCAAGAUCUGCAGUCAAAUUACAAAAUCAGACAGUCAAUAGCUGCAAGGAUCUCGUCGGAAAGGCUCAAAAUCAGACCGAUGAUACUUUGGCGCUCGCAAAACAAAAUCAUCAACUACUUGCCUCCCAGUCGGAACUAAUCGUUUCAAUUUCAUCCGUAGUUGCCAAGAUUACGCAUCGUCAAGAAGCACAGACAACCGAGACAAGCGAACUUGGGUCUUUGGUGACAAAGGUCAUGGAAUCUAAUGUGAGAAUCUUCGCCACAGUCCUUCAAAUGCAGCAAGUUUUGUCCCAGCUUCCAGCCCAAGUCGAUCGUCAGCAACCAGUCAUUUUUGAGGACGCCCACGGAAGACUGGCGCCUUUCCAUGUCGAGUUCAUCAACUCUUUUGCAGCAUUUCAGGCAGUGCUUGAGGCGCGGUUUCAAGAUGUACCUGGCUUAAAGAAAGUCAAAAAUCGCGAAUAUACAAUGCAGGACGUGGCAUCAAAGAAAAUGCUCGACCUGAACAAACCAUGGGAGUCAAUCUUCCGUCCAGGCAGAAGGGCAAACAUGAGUAUGGUGUUCGAGUACAAUGAAGCGAUGUCUUCAUCGUGUCCUGGAUGCCUAUCAGAAAAUACCGUCGUAGGAUAUGGAGCAAUGGAUGAGAUUCGUUGUUCCAAUCAAAGUUGUGGCAUAUGGUACCGCCGCGUAACUGAAGUAUCUGGUAUCGAGAGAAGACCACAUAAAUCGGCGGUUGGAAACUCAGCAGACAGGCAGAAGUCCAAUACGAAUGAAACGCGCAACCAACUUGGUUGCUAUAAUGACGACAGUGGCACCGAGGAAGAGAACGACGGGGUACACGAUUUUCACCGAGUUCAAAUUGUGCACAUUGUCCACAGACAAAAGAUCGCCACUACCCGGGUUCCAGAAGAGUUCCGCACUAUUCGCAACGGCGAAACUCCUCAGCAGGUGACUAUGAAAGACUGGAAUGUGCCACAGGAGUUUGACGAUGGCGCAUCGAUGACCGAUUCAGAAUAUGACGCCAUGAUUCGCGAGGAGGUUGAGCAAAUCUGGGUAUUGGAUCAUGCAGUGCGGUCCCCGAAUGCACCUGAUGGAGGGAAGAAGGAAACCUUCUACGUCAAAUACCAUGAAAAAACGGUGCAGUGGAGAGAUGUGACAGUCACAUUCUUAAAUAAGGCGUGGGCAGUCUUUGACAAGAUGAGUCGCAACCUCAGCUUCCAUUUCUCCACAGCAUUCCCGAGUAUUGGUUAUAGGAAGCGAUCCAACCAUGUUUCUUCAUUUCCGAGGACAGAUGAAGACUCAAUGCGGGUAAUGUUUCCCGCUUUCGUGGGUGACGACGGCAAAGAGGAAGCUCGAGCAUCGCAUGCUGUAGCUCAAGGCCACAGGUCUUCGAUCAGGCCUUAG